Temnothorax curvispinosus is the source of this 6548-nucleotide messenger RNA. Its product is annotated as metabotropic glutamate receptor-like. The transcript is spliced from 10 exons. Gene Ontology annotation, molecular function: group II metabotropic glutamate receptor activity. The record is from RefSeq and is a predicted model, not a curated record. Gene Ontology annotation, biological process: regulation of synaptic transmission, glutamatergic; G protein-coupled glutamate receptor signaling pathway. Bases 2630 to 5392 code for a protein of 920 amino acids. Gene Ontology annotation, cellular component: membrane. Lineage: Eukaryota; Metazoa; Arthropoda; Insecta; Hymenoptera; Formicidae.
UCGGUGGCCCGUUCGGCCAGUCGUGCUGUGGCGGCUGCAAUCGCGACGUCACCCCCGCUCUUUCGAGCUCGCUGUCGCGCGAGAUACGACAUCCCCCGCGGGGACGCGAGUAGACGAUCAUCCACGCGAGAGCGAGGGAUAAAAAGUCCUCUCCCUAGCCUUCUCUCUCGUCUCGUUUGCUUGUCCGACCGAUCGCCACUGCGAAGGGAUUAAAAGUGAGACGGAAGGGUGUCUCCGAGUUACAUCGAGCCGCUGGAAACGAUCUUUUCUCUCUCUUUCUCUCUUGCCCUUCUCUCUUUUUCUCUCAUUCCCGAUUCUAAGAAUCCAUCCGCUGAAUCCUUGCGGCUCGGGAUUCGCGAAAUUCCGAGGUAUAUAAUCUGCGAAAAUCGUGAUGAGCUUUCGCUUCCUGUUUAGUUUCGACAUUCGCGGAGUGUCGAGGAGCGUGUUUUUCCUCACCGAUGCGAACGUUCGCGGAAAAGAUCCGCGCGAUUCCGCGAGAUCGCGACGAGGGCGAAAAACAGGAAAAGCGACGUUAAGGGAUGUCCGUCCUCUUUGGAUUCAGAGUGACGAAUAAGAAUCUUCGAAUCUGAUCUCGUCCAUCCGAUCAACGCCCAACAAUGACGACGUGCACGUAGCUCGAGACCCGCGGAAUGACUCGCCGAAUCGCGAGAACGAUGACAAAACGCCGAUCACGAGACGUCCGACUUCCCACGCACCGUCGCGUCGUCGAGUCGAAGUAUUCGCGGGAAUGCGAUAAGACAGCGCGAUAAAAGAGAGAGAGAGAGAGAGAGAGAGAGAGAGAGAGAGAGAGAGAGAGAGAGAGAGAGAGAGAGAGAGAGAGAGAGGACUUUCCGGAUUCUUCACCGGUAGACGCGAGUCGCGUGUCGGGAGGGGGGAUUUUACGCGGGCAACCCCCGCGCGGAGAGAGUGAAAGACGAAACAAACGAGAGGGAAAGUCGGAGGGAUCGGGAUACGUGCUUCGUAAGGCAGGCAGGCAGCGCGAGCGAGGAGUUGUCCGGUUGUUUCUCGCCUUGCGAGAGGAUCGAUCGCGGCUAAUUAGUCGGACGACGCGGACCGGUGGCAAAGAAUUGGUUUAUCCUGUUGAGACUGCACGAGCGACAAAAGCCGACGGGAGGAUCUAUCGCCCUGAAUUCCCACUGGAUCCCCUGGAACGGAUCGAUGCUGUUAUCACGACGGAGAAUUUCACCGAGGCGUGGCGAUUAUCGGAUUGUCGCGAAACCCACGACUCUGGCCCUUACACGACCGCCCUUAUCUUGAGAAGGACGUAAAUGGGGAAGAACAGAAGCAGCGAAGCGGUCGCGCCUCGUCGCCGUCGUCCUCGAACUGGGUCGUCGUCGCUUUGAAAUUCAAAACAAGACUACGCCGAUAUGCCAUCUCGGAUUUAAAGCCGGAUUCGCCGUUAUCUCAUGCUCGUUAGACUCGGUGAAAUUAAAUCCGUGUAACGAGUCGGAAAUUCACCUGAGGAAAAAAAAACGAUAGGGAAAGCGAGAUAAAAGUAAUAUCCUGGAAGACAGAAGACGAAGGGAAGGGACAGUCGCGUGUCCGGGGAAGGGGGAAGGAGGAUUAUUCUAUAACGACGACGGAAGAAGAAGAGCCGGAAAUUCAACGGAACCCUAGCUCGAGGAGGAGGAGGAGGAGGAGAAGGAGGGAGGUUCUCGAUGGCCAUGAGGACGUUAAGGCCGACGACGACGACGACACCGAGGCUGGAAACGACGUCGAGCGAUCUUUCCGGCACCUGAGUUCGCCCGAUACCUUCGCCCAUUCCGAUUCCGGAACAACCGUUCAUUGGAACAACUAGGAUUCACGAUAAUCGCAUCGGACGCUUUAAGGCCUUCCUUGGAAGAGUUCCGGAGAAAAUUCCGUGCUCGUCGCUUGCCCAUUUUCUCGAACCGAACUCUAGUAUUUGUUCAGAGAAUAAAGCGGAGACGAGAGAGGGAGAGAGAGAGGAAAAAGAAAUCGCUGCGGGGAAAACUCAGGCAGAGAUAAUAUACAACGUGAGGAAUCCGAGGAACGCCCGAGGCGACUCGUGAAAGACGGGCUCGACGCACACUCUCGGGAUUUAUUGGUUCUUUAUCGUCUGUACUUUCCCCCGAAGGGAUGCCUAACGCGAAAAAGCGCGUCCGAUCGGUCGAACGACGAUCGAAGGACGAUCAAAAAGCUCGCGGUCAGUGGUGCGCGAAUACCGGGAUCGCUGGCGGGGAAUCCGGUGUUUUAGUUUUUUCCCCGCGCGAAUCGAAGAAGCGUCUUCCUACGUGUUGACCGGGAUCUUGCUAGCGGGGAGUGUGGUAAAUAUUCCUAAUCUCGAAAUUCCAAGGGACCCCGGCUGUAAUCGAGCAAUUAAUACCGUCAAUUCAAUGUUAGGGAAAUAAUUUAUCUGCUUGUUAACGAGAGGAGAACAGUGUGCCGAUCGAUCGCGAAAAUGCAGAGAGAAUCAAGGAGCAGAGGAUGGAAAACACUUCGCUUCGAGAUAGGCGCUCGGCUCAAGGUAGGAACUUCAUCCCGACAGAUGUAACGGGCGCGACGGACCAAGGAUCCUAGGAUUACCUCACGAGAAAACGCGGACUGUCAAGAGCGGCGUGAGACACGGCGCGCAAUCAAGGCAGUUAAGAUGCACCAGCCUUGGCCGUUGCUGCUGCUGAUCUUGACGCUGCAGCGUUUGACGACCCUGUCGAUGGUGCAGUUGAGGAUGCACAACGAGGCGGUGCUGAUACCCGGCGACAUCGUCCUGGGCGGACUGUUCCCGGUGCAUGAGAAGGGCGGCGGCCCAACCGCGUGCGGGCCCAACAUCUAUCACCGGGGCGUGCAGCGUCUCGAGGCGAUGCUUUUCGCCGUCGAUCAGAUCAAUCAGCAGGACAAGAUCUUGCCGGGCGUCUUGCUGGGCGUGCACAUCCUCGACACGUGCGGCCGCGAUACGUACGCGCUCAAUCAGAGCCUGCAUUUCGUCCGGGCGUCUCUGUCCAACAUCGACAUCAGCGUGCUGGAGUGCGCGGACAAGUCGACGCCCAGGGUGAAGAGGACCGCGAGCGCGGGGCCCAUUUUCGGGGUCGUAGGCGGCUCCUACAGCUCGGUGUCGUUGCAGGUGGCGAAUCUGCUGCGGCUCUUUCACAUCCCUCAGAUAUCGCCAGCUUCCACGGCCAAGGCGCUCAGCGACAAGACCAGGUUCGACUACUUCGCGAGAACGGUACCGCCGGACACCUUCCAGUCGAUCGCGCUGGUCGAUGUGGUGAAGAGCGCCAACUGGUCGUACGUCUCCACCGUGUACUCUGAGGGUAGUUACGGCGAAUACGGGAUCGAGGUGUUCACGCGCGAGGCGACCGAGCGUAACGUCUGCAUCGCGGCCGCGCUGAAGGUGCCUAGCGCCGCCGACGACAAAGUGUUCGACGACAUCAUCCAGCGUCUGAGCAAAAAGCCGAACGCCCGCGCGAUUGUCCUCUUCACCCGGGCGGAGGACGCCCGCGGCAUCCUUGAGGCCGCGAGACGGUCAAACCUCAGCCAGCCGUUUCAGUGGCUGGCCAGCGAUGGCUGGGGCCGGCAGGGCAAGCUGGUCGAGGGUCUCGAGGAAGAGGCCGAAGGCGCGAUCACCGUCGAGCUGCAAUCGGAAAACAUCCCCGAAUUCGACAGUUACAUGGGAUCGCUCACCCCCGAGAACAAUCGGCGGAAUCCGUGGUUCGGCGAGUACUGGGAGGAGGUGUUCGGCUGCACUCUGCGGAGAGACACGGCGGCCUACGAGCGUCUCGGCCCGCAGGUCGGAUGGAGGACCGGCAUCGGCAAUCAGAGCUGCCGUCCCGAGCUCAGGCUCAACGCGGCGAGCGGCUACGAGCAGGAGUCCAAGGUGCAAUUUGUCGUGGACGCGGUCUACGCGUUCGCCCUCGCGCUCAACAAGCUGCGCCACGACCUGUGCGGGCACAGAAAAGGCAUAUGCUCGUCAAUGGCCAACUACGACCGCGGCGCGUUCUAUAAGAAUUAUCUGCUGAACGUGUCCUUUGUAGACGCCGCCGGCAGCUUGGUGAAAUUCGACGAGCACGGAGAUGGCCUGGCGCGAUACGAAAUCCUCAAUUUUCGCAAGGGGACGAACAACAAUGGCGCGAAUGGCUAUCACUAUCGGGUGGUGGGCAAAUGGUACAACUCCCUGGACAUCCGUACGGAGGAGAUGGUGUGGGCGCGGGGGACGAAGGAUAUACCGAUCUCCGCGUGCUCGUUGCCCUGCGAGCCAGGUAUGAUAAAGAAGCAACAGGGUGACACUUGUUGCUGGGUGUGCGACCAAUGCGAGGCGUACGAGUUUGUUUACGACGAGCACACCUGCAUGGACUGCGGCCCGGGCUUCUGGCCGCAUCCUGACAAACGAGGGUGCUAUCAGUUACCGGUCCAUCAUAUCAGGUGGAGCAGCGCCUUCGCCAUCGCACCUGCGGUAAUAUCCUGCCUAGGAAUCGUGGCGACCCUGGCGGUGGCGUGCUUGCUCUUCCAUCACCGCGACACCCCGGUGGUCCGCGCCUCCGGACGAGAACUCACCGUGAUCCUGCUGGCGGGCGUGCUGGUGUGUUACCUGAACACCUUCCUGCUCCUCGCCACGCCGACCACGGCGACCUGCGUCCUCCAGCGCUUCGGCGUCGGCGUGAGCUUCAGCGCCGUGUACGGCGCCCUGCUCACCAAGACCAACCGGAUCGCCAGGAUCUUCGACUCGGCCUCGAGGUCCGCCGUCAGACCGCGGUACAUCAGCCCCACGUCACAGGUCUGCAUAGCGGCCGCGCUGAUCGCCUUCCAAGUGGUGCUGACGCUGGUUUGGAUGAUCAUCGAGCCGCCGGGGACCAGGUACUCGUAUCCGGAUCGCCGUCAGGUGAUCCUCAAGUGCAACAUCCAGGACAUGAGCUUCCUGUUCUCCCAGCUGUACAACGCCCUGCUGAUCCUCAUCUCAACCGUAUACGCGGUGAAGACGCGCAAGAUCCCGGAGAACUUCAACGAGAGCAAGUUCAUCGGCUUCACCAUGUACACCACGUGCAUCAUCUGGCUCGCCUUCGUGCCGAUCUACUUCGGCACCGGGAACGCCCACGAGACGCAGAUCACGACCCUCUGCGUGGCGAUCAGCUUGAGCGCGUCUGUCACCCUGGUCUGCCUCUACUCGCCCAAGGUCUACAUCAUCGUCUUCCAGCCGGACAAGAAUAUACGCGGCAAGGUCUGCAUGGGCAGCACGUUCAAGAAGCAGGGCAGCAGCGCCGGCGCGUCGUCCAUGACGAAAUACACGGGUUGCGAGUCGGCGAGCGAGAACGUGCCCCUGCAAGGCGCCCUGACCGCGGCGGUGCGGACGUCCGUGGGGGUCACCGAGAUCUCGCUAACGUCUAGCACGACCAACAACGAGCAAGUGGCGCAAUUGUAGACCACCCCCCUCAUCGUGACUACCUGGGGAUGCAGCGGCAUCCGAAGAGAGAUUGAAAUUAGCAAAUCGCUAAUAUUGAUAUUUUAAUCUGUUAUCGGGGAGACUGAUAUAAUCGAACUGGUAUUCGAAGGCGAGGAUGCUGAGCGUCUCGCGACGCGGCUGUCGUUCAUAGCAUAUCGAGAAGGAGAGAGAUCGUCUUCUCUCAGCGGAGAUCAUUGGUCGUUAUCAUGAUCGCUGUUGUCGUUAUUGUUACUGUUGUCCUUGUGCAUAAAUUAUAUAUAAAUGUAUAUACACACACACACACACACACACACACACACGUGUGCGGGCGCGCACACAACACGCAUUCACACAUACGUAUAAAAAAUGAAGAAACACAUAUAUGUACGUUUACGUGCAUUUAUCGAGCAUGUGUAUACCGUGUGACCUACUAAUUCUAGCCGAGCACUUUGUGUCUUGCAUAAUUUCGAUAGGAGCGUAAAUGUUGAUCUUACGUUAAUUCGUUUAGCUCCUCGUUUAUUUAUCGGACAUUUAACACGCGCCUCCCUCCACUCCUACCCCCACUCCGCCGCCUCUCCGAGAGCGCUUUCCGAGACGUGAUAAUCGUACACAAUGGACAAUAAAUAAAUGUACUUAAAGCGAGCACAAUUAUAUCUACUAUACGGAAUAUCGAGAAUAUUAAUUGGGAAUGCAACUGUUUUCGACUCGAGUGUUUCUUCUCAGCCCCCUCCUGCCCCCCCUUUUCUUACGCAUUUUAAAGCGAUUUACGAGGCUGAUCGAGUGUUUCGGAAAUUACGUGAAAAUUAUCUCGAAUGUUUCUCCCGCAUUUUGGAAACAUAUAUUACGUAUCCUUUCCGCGAUACAUAAACUAAAGAGAGAGAGAGAGAGAGAGAGAGAGAGAAAGAUUCCUCUUAUAUGUACGAAUAACCAUCUAAUUCUCUUUUCUCCCUUUUUCCUAUUACGUCGGUUUCACAGCUUUUUUGAAACGUUUGAUCAAUUUUGUGAAUAACCGAGGAAGAAGAGCGUUAUUAUUGUACCAAAGAAACAGGAGAGAGAGAGAGAGAAAGAAAAAAAUACUAAUAUCUUUUCUAUUGUAACGAGCGCGGCGAGAAAGGGAGAUAGAUUGGUCCUGGAAUAAAACAAUUAUUGAAUGGCG